AUGUUGAUGAAAACCAUCAUUUUCGCUAUCCUGGCUGUCGGUGCGCUGGCGCAGGAAUUCACACUGCAACGGCUCCCAAGUAUAGAGUUGAAAAACAUGCUGACCACACAAUGCCAAAAGAAUGGUGCCGAAGACAAAGUCGACGAAGUUGAGAAUUCCGGAAAAGCUUUCGUUGAAUGCGUAAAGGGUCUAAUUGAUGUUGACACACUGAAGAGAGAAAUCGAGGAAGCCAGACCCAAUGGCGCUCUUGACGAAGUAUUCAAGAAGUAUUGUGCCAAGACUCCACAGCUGAAAUCAUGUAUUCACAAUCUGUUGGACGGCGUCACACCCUGCGUAGACACCGAGGCCAAAGGACACAUAACAGAAGCUAAGAAUGCUACUGAUCUCCUAAUAGAUUUCGUGUGCUACAAGGACGGUGACAGAAUUGCCUUAUUCAUUGCCGAGGGUGGUCCUCAGUGCUUCCAAAGCAAAGUCAACGAGAUUAAGACCUGCGGAGAUACCUUGAAGAACUCUGUCUCCAGUGUGGAGGAAGCUAAGAACCUCACAAUUGAACAACGUUGUGCCAAAUACGACGAGCUCGUGACCUGCGUAGUUGGUAAGCUGGAGACGUGCGACACCCCAACACCCUCCAACAUGUUUGAGUCACUCGCCAAAUACGUCCGCAACAGUACCCCCUGCCCAGUAAGUACCACUUAUAUUAUCAGCAUCUUAUAG
Molecule: messenger RNA, 714 nt
Organism: Arctia plantaginis
Lineage: Eukaryota; Metazoa; Arthropoda; Insecta; Lepidoptera; Erebidae
Source: the annotation of a GenBank genome assembly